AUGGACUUCGAAGCUCCACCUCCAUUCGUUGGAGCGUUGGACGAGCUCCCAGAUGUUGAGUGCGACGUUCGAAUGACGGUCGAUGACGAGGAAGAAUUUAGCACUGGACAUCUUGAAAUUCCAACGGAUCUACCCUGCACCUCCUCAUCAGCUUCACCUCAGUUCUCUUCAUGCAAGCAAAAUUCUGCGACGAAAGACUCAGAUGAUGGUCAUGAAAAGUGUUUGGGUCAGAAUCAUCCGAACUCGGUGAUAAAUGAACUACCAGUCGAUAGAGAACUUGGUCGGACAUCUGUCGAUUUUUGUCCUUUUGCAAAAGAGAGAAACUGUGAAGUGCAUAGGUUGGAUUCUCUACAAGAUGAUGAGAGUACUGAGGAUGAGUUUGGUCUUUCCGAUCCCCUACCUCAACCGUCUUUUUCUGAGGAUUUCCAUUCAUCUGGACAGAUGGCUGAAGUUUGGCCUGCCACUGUUGAGGAAAGUGGUGAGGACGAUGAAUGGAAUGCCUUUAGCUCACUUCAAGAAUAUAGAAAUGAUAGGGAUUGGUCGGCGGACUUUGACGAUUUUGAUAAGUCCAUUCCUGAAGUAGUCGAUGGUACCAGUAGUGACUCGAGUCCUCUAGCUACUAAUGUUCCGAUACCCGAAACGUUGAUGUCUCCAAUUUUGGAUGAUUUAUGUGAUUUUAUUGAUCUAUGGAAUGUGGAGAACGAAAUAGGUCACGACAAGGGAUACAAUAUUAUUAAUUUGCUCGACUCCGAUGCUUCAGAAGUGAAGGAAAAUAGCGCCAUACCUUUCGUUAAAGGUUAUGAGCUUUGGCUUGCUCUGCGAGUAGUUGAAGAUGCUUUAGCGUUGAAGUUCGAAUGGAAGGGAUCACAGCAUAGAGUUAAUCUUUUCAAAGCAUUAGGUGUUGAUCCGGUUGAUGAUGGUCGUGUUUCCUCAUCACCUUCAAUGUUUACUGUAUUAGAACCAACACCGUUAAUCGCAAAUGGUAUAACACGCCGAUCUGUAAUAAUUUCUCGUGAAGAAGGAGCACACGAUGCCAAAGUGGUUUCGGCAGAGGCACCAGCCUCUGAUUCUCAAUCAACGGCUACCACUGUACCAAUCGAAUCACCAUCAAUACCGAGCGCUGAUUUUGACUGGGAAAAGUCGGAUUUAGUCAAUCCGACGAUGGCAGCAAAUCGCUCUUCUGCUUUACUUGACGUCGAUUUUCUAUGGGCUAAUAGUGGUGGUGGAAAUUCAUCUGCAAUUUCGACGUUGCAAAAAGAGCUCGAUCAACUUGGUAUCUCAAACACGUUGUCUCAGACACGGGCUAAGCGUGAGAACCAGCCGUCUAUGUUAGACGUUGUUAUGGCGUCUGCCACCAAGUUAGACAAAAAAAUAAUUCGGCCGCCGUCCGAACUGUCACUCGACGCGCGUGCUCUUCAUGAUCAGUUGCCAGACAUUGACUUCUUACGAGCCAGUAUGAUCAUGUUUCCUAUAGGCGAGAAUCGUUUCAAGCAGUCGUGA
Molecule: messenger RNA, 1500 nt
Organism: Angiostrongylus costaricensis
Lineage: Eukaryota; Metazoa; Nematoda; Chromadorea; Rhabditida; Metastrongylidae
Source: the annotation of a GenBank genome assembly